GGUAAAGGGAGAAGGAGGAGGACAGACUGAACUUAGAACAACACCCAGGAGAGCACUCAUAUAAAAACACGGGCGGAAGUCACGGCAGUCACACUGUGCUGCUCCUUGCUGCUCUCGCACUGCGCGUCGUGCCCGGCACACAGAGGUUAUUUUUCACUUUGGAAUAUACAACUUAACCCUAAGAGAACAUGAGCAACUACAGCGUAUCUCUGAUCGGCCCAGCUCCAUGGGGCUUUAGGCUUCAAGGUGGAAAAGACUUCAACAUGCCUCUGACUAUCUCCAGGCUGAACGAUGGGGGAAAGGCAGCGAAGGCAAACAUUGGGAUCGGGGACGUGGUUUUAAGUAUCGAUGGUAUAAGCACAGAUGGAAUGACUCACUUGGAGGCACAGAACAAGAUUAAGGCCUGCGCUGGGUCCCUGAACCUAACCCUGCAAAGAGUGUCAGCCACACCGAAGACCAAUCCAAAUCCAGCACAAACUGAGGCUUCUAAAGAAAUAAUUAAGCCUGUGCCCGUUGCGUCACCCACACCCGCUGCUCCCAAAGUCACCACUUCUGUCGCAUAUAAUAAAGCACCCAGGCCAUUUGGAUCCACAGCAUCUCCAAAGAUUGCAUCAAUCCCAUCGCCAUCCUCUGCCUUCACCCCAGCCACUGCAAACCAAACUCAGGCUCCCCCACAGCCGUCUGCCUUAUCCUUGCUGGCUGCCGUCAGCCCCCCUCCCCACACCUCGCACGGACUGCAUGCCAAUUACAAAGCCAACGCUGAAGGGCAGUCGCCAGCUUUGAGUGCUUCUACUAAACCUACGGUUAAUGUUCCGCGGCAGCCUGGCAGUGUGUACGCUAACGAAAAUGCCCAAGAUGGGGUUGGUGUACAAAGAAGAGGACAAACCGAAAUCCAGGCAGACAAACAGCAGAAUGGGAAAAUUCCACCAAAACGUCCUCCGCGAAAGCACAUUGUGGAUACAUACACGGAUAUUUACCACACUUCCCCAUUUACCGAUGCAAGCAAGAAACGCCUGAUGGAUAACACUGAAGACUGGCACCCUCGUACCGGAACCACUCAGUCACGCUCCUUUCGGAUUCUUGCCCAGAUCACUGGCACAGAGCACAUGAGUGAACCAGAGCCUGAAAAUGUGAAAAAGACAAAUGAUGUACAGGAGCCCACGCCAGCUACCACAUACAAUGCUGCUCCUGCUAAGAAUAUGACGGCUUCCUAUAAGUCUCCGCCGCCUUUCAAACCUAGUGGCCCAACAAGCACAGCUAAACCAGCAGGAUGGCAACCAGCCCCCUCAAGUGGAAGGAUCACAAACAAUCCUCCAACUGCUACAAAAGCAGCAGCAGCAGAUAGCAAGGCAGCUGUCCCCAAUCCCGUGGCCGACCAGGACACAUUGUUUCAGCGAGCAGAGCACAUACCUGCGGGAACUCGCACUCCUAUGUGUGCCAAGUGCAAUUUGGUUAUUAGAGGGCCUUUCUUGCUGGCUUUGGGGAAAUCUUGGCACCCAGAGGAGUUCAACUGUGCUCAUUGCAAAAAAAGCAUGGCAGAGAUGGGCUUUGUCCAAGAGAAGGGUCACCUCUAUUGUGAGAUCUGUUAUGAAAAGUUUUUUGCACCAGAUUGUGCCCGUUGCCAGAGGAAGAUUCUUGGGGAAGUCAUCAAUGCUUUGAAGCAGACUUGGCACGUCUCCUGCUUCGUGUGUGUGGCCUGCAAUAUACCUAUUCGGAACAGCAUCUUCCAUUUAGAAGAUGGAGAACCUUAUUGCGAAACAGAUUAUUAUUCCUUGUUCGGUACGAUUUGCCAUGGAUGUGAAUUCCCUAUUGAAGCUGGAGACAGAUUCCUGGAAGCCCUGGGACAUGCCUGGCAUAACACUUGCUUUGUGUGUUCAGUAUGCUGUGAGAGUUUAGAGGGACAAACAUUCUUCUCCAAGAAGGACAAGCCGCUCUGCAAGAAGCAUGCUCAUGCCGUGAAUAUCUGAAGAUUCUCAUAACAGAAAUAAGAUGCCUUCGCAUUAAAAUGUCUUUAAAAUUCAUAUUAAUGUCAGCUGAUAUAAGGAAUUGUUUGUAUUCACAUGCUGCUUUAGGUGUUCAGGAAAAAAAACAUGUUGCCUAACCUAAAGGUUUUAGAUUUUCAUACAGGAGACACAAAUUUUUAGGGUGAUCAAAGUGAUGCUCUGAAUUUGCAGCAUCGUGGAAUAUACAAGAAAAUACAUAAGGAGAGUAAAUGGAUGCCAAGUGUAUAAGAUAAAUCUCCUAAGGCCCUGCUCAAUUGGAUGAUUCAAACAAAAAUGUAUACAUAUACCCCUUGUUAAACAAAUUGGUCAUUGUCACUUCUCAUGAGACGAUUAAAAUGUGUGAGAUUGCAAAGGUUAAAGUGCUGUAAAGGUUAUAAUUAAGUAGACAAGGGUUCCUUUGGAAGUCCGCCUUAGAAAUGUGGUUGAAUGUGUAAGUGGUCUUUUGUGAUUGAUUUGGUUACUGUGUGCUCAGUCUCUAGGUCCCUCACUUAACGCUGAUGA
Spea bombifrons (plains spadefoot toad) is the source of this 2504-nucleotide messenger RNA. It is a transcript of the gene PDLIM5, whose product is annotated as PDZ and LIM domain 5. Gene Ontology annotation, biological process: heart development; muscle structure development; actin cytoskeleton organization. Gene Ontology annotation, cellular component: stress fiber; adherens junction; Z disc. NCBI's taxonomy places the organism in Eukaryota, Metazoa, Chordata, Amphibia, Anura, Pelobatidae. Gene Ontology annotation, molecular function: actin binding; muscle alpha-actinin binding. The transcript has 14 exons. The coding region runs from base 189 to 1967 and encodes 592 amino acids. The record is from RefSeq and is a predicted model, not a curated record.